This is a messenger RNA of Microtus oregoni (creeping vole), 2950 nucleotides long. It is a transcript of the gene Tgfbr2, whose product is annotated as transforming growth factor beta receptor 2. NCBI's taxonomy places the organism in Eukaryota, Metazoa, Chordata, Mammalia, Rodentia, Cricetidae. The record is from RefSeq and is a predicted model, not a curated record. Gene Ontology annotation, biological process: cellular response to growth factor stimulus; heart development; protein phosphorylation. Gene Ontology annotation, cellular component: plasma membrane; signaling receptor complex. Gene Ontology annotation, molecular function: activin receptor activity; activin binding; transforming growth factor beta binding. The transcript is spliced from 8 exons. The coding region runs from base 350 to 2128 and encodes 592 amino acids.
CCUGCCCAGCUGUUGGCGAGGAGUUUCCUGUUUCCCUCCCGGCGCCCGGGUAGAGUAGAUGAGUGAGUCACUCGCGCGCACCGACCGACGACACCCCCCGCGCGCGCACACGCUCGCUUGGGGGACGGAGCCCCAGCCUUCUGCGCAGCUCUCCUCGGCCGCCGGGGGCCUCCUCCCGGCCUCCAAGCUCCCCCGAUCGCUGGCCACAUCUGGCUCGCACCUCUGCCCGGCGCGCCCAGGACGGCCCAGGCAUACUGAGAGGACGAGGAGUCAAGGCGCAGCCCGGGGUCCCCGAGGCUCGGUUCGCGGCGCCUCACGGGCCGGUCUAUGACGAGCGACGGGGGCCACCAUGGGUCGGGGGCUGCUCCGGGGCCUGUGGCCGUUGCACAUCGUCCUGUGGACUCGCAUCGCCAGCACCAUCCCACCGCAAGUUCCCAAGUCGGAUGUGGAAAUGGAGGCCCAGAAAGAUGCGCCCAUCCACCUAAGCUGUAAUAGGACCAUCCAUCCACUGAAACGCUUUAACAGUGACAUGAUGACCAGCGACAACGGCGGAGCCGUCAAGCUUUCACAACUGUGCAAGUUUUGCGACGUGAGAUUGUCCACUUGUGACAACCAGAAGUCCUGCAUGAGCAACUGCAGCAUCACGGCCAUCUGCGAGAAGCCACAUGAAGUCUGCGUGGCUGUGUGGAGGAAGAAUGAUGAGAACAUUACACUGGAGACGGUGUGCCAUGAUCCCAAGCUCACCUACCACGGGUUUGCUGUGGAAGAUGCCACUUCACCCAAGUGCAUCAUGAAGGAGAAGAAAAGGGCCGGCGAGACUUUCUUCAUGUGUGCCUGCAACGUGGAGGAAUGCAACGACCACAUCAUCUUUUCAGAAGAAUACACAGCCAGCAAUCCUGACCUGUUCCUGGUCAUUAUCCAAGUGACUGGCGUCAGCCUCCUGCCUCCACUGGGGAUUGCCAUAGCUGUGAUCAUCAUCUUCUACUGCUAUCGUGUCCACCGGCAGCAGAGGCUGAGCCCAUCCUGGGAAAGCAGCAAGCCCCGGAAGCUCAUGGAGUUCAGCGAUAACUGUGCCAUCAUCCUGGAGGACGACCGUUCGGACAUCAGCUCUACGUGUGCCAACAACAUCAAUCACAACACGGAACUGCUACCCAUUGAGCUGGACACGCUGGUGGGGAAGGGCCGCUUCGCCGAGGUCUACAAGGCCAAGCUGAAGCAGAACACCUCGGAGCAGUUUGAGACUGUGGCUGUCAAGAUCUUUCCCUAUGAGGAGUACACAUCAUGGAAAACGGAGAAGGACAUCUUCUCAGACAUCAACCUGAAACACGAGAACAUCCUGCAGUUCCUGACUGCUGAGGAGCGGAAGACAGAGCUGGGAAAGCAGUACUGGCUGAUCACAGCCUUCCACGCCAAGGGCAACCUGCAGGAAUACCUCACCAGGCAUGUCAUCAGCUGGGAGGACCUGCGGAAGCUGGGCAGCUCCCUGGCCAGGGGCAUCGCUCAUCUCCACAGUGACCACACUCCAUGUGGGAGGCCGAAGAUGCCCAUCGUCCACAGGGACCUCAAGAGCUCGAACAUCCUCGUGAAGAAUGAUUUGACCUGUUGCCUGUGUGACUUCGGGCUGUCCCUGCGUCUGGAUCCUACUCUGUCUGUGGAUGACUUGGCCAACAGUGGGCAGGUGGGAACUGCAAGAUACAUGGCCCCCGAAGUUCUAGAAUCCAGGAUGAAUUUGGAAAACGUGGAGUCCUUCAAGCAGACAGAUGUCUACUCCAUGGCUCUGGUACUCUGGGAAAUGACAUCCCGUUGCAAUGCGGUGGGAGAGGUGAAAGAUUACGAACCCCCAUUUGGUUCCAAGGUCAGGGAGCACCCUUGCGUGGAGAGCAUGAAGGACAACGUGCUGAGAGACCGAGGACGGCCUGAAAUCCCCAGCUUCUGGCUCAACCACCAGGGCAUCCAGAUCGUGUGUGAGACGCUGACAGAGUGCUGGGACCAUGACCCUGAGGCCCGUCUCACAGCCCAGUGUGUGGCAGAGCGCUUCAGUGACCUGGAGCAUCCAGACAGACUCUCUGGGAGGAGCUGCUCCCAGGAGAAGAUUCCAGAAGAUGGCUCACUGAACACUACCAAAUAGCUUUUUCUGGGCAGGCUGGACCAAGCCUCCAGAAGCCGCCCUUUCACCAAAGACCAGAGGCAGCUGGAUGCUGUCCUCACGGAUGCUUCUGGGAAACCAAGGACUUGCUCCCUUCUUACCUGAGAGCUGCUCCAUAUUCAGAAACAGCAGCAGCAGCAGCAGGAGCAGUAGGGGCUAAGUGACACAGAGCAUUCUGUGCCUUGGACGUUGUCAUGGCAUAAGCUGUAUUAGCACCUCCUCAGGAAAUGAGAUUGAUUUUUACAACAGCCAAUAACAUUUGCACUUUAUUAAUGCCUGUAUGUAAAUAUGGAUAGCUAUGUUUUAUAUCUAUAUAUCUAUAUAUGUCUAUAUCUCUCUAUCUAUAGCCAUACUCUGCAAGGAGACAAAGAAAAAGAUCAAAUGCUCCCGGGAGAUUAGCUUUUAUUGGAGAGUUCCAAACUGGAGCAGAAGGGACUCGGGACAACAUUAGCACUUGACAAUCACACGCGAUGGUCCCCCGAAUGUGGGGUUGGGGGGAUGGUUGCAUGAAAAGGAUCCAUGCCUCACAGCCUGCUUUGGCCACAAAACACUUUUGUUUUGCAAUAAUUUCCCUCUAUAUGUGGGUGCUUUCCUGGCCAGGGAGCUAAGUUCCAGCCCACCGCUAUGUCCCAAGGUCUUCCAUGUGCCUUGUUUUUCUUCAUUUUAUCGUCGACAUUCAAGUCCCACAUCUGACUUGUGAACCUGUGGACUUAGCCUAGAACCCUGGCUCCAUCCUUCCGCUUUCAUGGACUACAGAAGUCAAAGAGGACAUUUUCCCCACCCAUGAAAGUGUCGACCAUCUGA